Dendronephthya gigantea is the source of this 3046-nucleotide messenger RNA. RefSeq names its product calcium-independent protein kinase C-like. Gene Ontology annotation, biological process: peptidyl-serine phosphorylation; intracellular signal transduction. Gene Ontology annotation, molecular function: diacylglycerol-dependent serine/threonine kinase activity; ATP binding. The record is from RefSeq and is a predicted model, not a curated record. Lineage: Eukaryota; Metazoa; Cnidaria; Anthozoa; Malacalcyonacea; Nephtheidae.
UAUUACAUUGGACAACGUGACACGACUGUGACAGAUUUUUUUCUUACCUUGAAAAGAUAGAUAGCCUGUCAUCCUGUGUUCUCUACCUGUUAUCAUUGUAAAUUUCUUAAGUUUAUUAAAAAGACACUACAGGAAAAUAAUGAAUGAUUACCAGAAGCAGUUGCAAUUUGGGAUGCAAGAGAAAUUACUAGAUAUGACAGAGCUAUGGGUUUCAUUCUAAGGGGCUGUUUAAAUUGUCCCAGUUAGUCAAGAUUCAAUGAAGGCCAGAUGACUUUGAGAUAUUGAAAUAAGCAUAUAACUUUAUCUUGGCAAUUGGGGUCAAUUGCACAAUCACCCUGAUAAUAGCAUUUCAAUACCUCAAAGUAAUCUUGCAGAGGUUGCAAAACCAAUCUUUAUUAAUAACAGACUACAUUCCAUACUUCAGAGUUCAAUUGGAUCUUUUAAAUUUUGACAAUGUGAAUGGAACUUAAUAGACCUUUCUUAUAAUGACGUCAAACGUGGAAAGUCUGAUGUUAUAUGAAAUUUGAUUGGAACCAACCAAUGUGUAACAUCAUACUUUCCGCGUUUGAUGUCAUUAAGAAAAAGGUCUAUUGUUCUGAUAUUCUGUGGCAGUCCACUGGACUCUGGAGUGGACUCUAGCUAGUGUAAAAAUGGCCAGUUUUUCUAUCUCCAGUGUAAAUACUUACCGCUUGCUGUUGCUAAACAACACAAGCCUGGUCUAUCUAUUGAAGUCCUUAUUGCAGUUUUAUUAAAAGUUUGUGAUGGAAUCUAUCAUAGAGUGACUACAUUCAAUACAUUUUCAAACGAUUUAUGUGAUGGUUACACCAUGGAAAAUAGUCUUUUAACUAUCCAUGGUUACACUCAGGUUUUAUUAUAUUUAUUUAGUCUAAUGAUAUAACCAGUUCAGCAUAAACGACAGUACAGUUGGCAGUUGUAUGAUACAGGCCAAUGUAGUGCUAGGAAGAGCGGUUACCAAAACUAUUAUUUACCAAAGAUAAAGAUAUACAUUUAGUUUAGUAAUUUCGGGAUGGUUUAUUGAUCACCAGGGGGGAGCGUAGUUUUUCCCCAGUGAGCUGUUUUUCCCUUCGUGUCCUCCCGCGAUGCAUGCUGGACCGUAAGUAAGUUGUCGUGACUUCGAAUCUCAAAUCAACAUUUAGAAGUCGAAGGAAAUAAAACAGAUUAUUCAUAUUGAAACUAUUGUUUUUUAUCCAGCUUGCCGAUGUUGUGAGGGCUGGCGUAUGAGUAAGGCAUGAUCGGUUUUAGUGGUACUCUAAAAUUGGUGAUAUCUGAAGCAACCGAUUUGAAACCAACGAGUUUACAUCAUCAUGGGGUGAAAUUAACUAACCUCGAUCCUUAUGUAUCGAUAUAUGUCGACGAAAUAUUUCUGGCGCAAACACAAGCCAGAGGAAAGACUUCUGCUCCACGUUGGGAAGAAGCAUUUGAGAAAUUCAUAGAUUAUGGAGAUAUAGGCUUGACAGUGUUUCAUAAAGCUAUUCUUCCACCUGAUCCAUUUGUUGCGAAUGUCACAGUGCCUUUCGAACAACUUAUAAACGAAACAUCCAAGGACUAUUUGUGGAUCAAACUUGAGCCGUCUGGAAGAGUAAAAGUUAAGAUUGAACUUAAAGAGUCCACUGGCACAGAUAAAAGACCGAAAUUUAAAAUGAAAGAAGGUGCAUUGAAAGCCCGUGGACGAAGGGGGGCGAUGAGGCGAAGAAUUCAUCAAAUAAAUGGACAUAAAUUUAUGGCAACAUUUUUGUAUCAGCCUACGUUUUGCGCUCAUUGUAAUGAAUUUAUUUGGGGGGUGAUUGGAAAACAAGGCUACCAGUGUCAAGUUUGUACAAAGGUAGUCCACAAGAGAUGCCAUGAAUCUGUGGUUACAGCAUGUCCUGGACAUAAAGAUGAAGCUUCUGAAUUGAUUGGUGGGUCAAGGUUUACAAUUAAUGUGCCGCACAGAUUUCAUGUGCACACUUAUCGAAGACCAACAUUUUGUAACCACUGUGGUUCAAUGUUGUAUGGUCUAUACCGACAGGGUGUUCAAUGUCAAGCAUGUGGAAUGAAUGUUCACAAAAGAUGCCAAAUGAAUGUUGGAAAUAAUUGUGGGGUAAAAACUAAGGAAAUUGCUGAGAUGCUAGCAGUUAUUGGACAGAAUGCCCAUGGUAUUAAAAACACACAGAAGAAACUUUCCAUAUCGGACAGCACACCUCUGCUCCACCAAACAAAUUCAUCUCAAGAGAGCCCCCCCAAAACUCCGUCCAGUCUAGACAGUAAUGUUCAGCAUACUGGAUUUAAGAAGAAACCAGUAAAACGGCAGAUGAAUGGAGUAUCUAGUUACUCUCUUAAAGAUUUUGACCUUCUGAAAGUAUUGGGAAAAGGCACAUAUGGCAAGGUGAUGUUGGCUGAACGAAAAGGAACAACAGAGCUAUAUGCAAUUAAAGUUUUAAAGAAACAAGUAAUAAUGGAAGAUGAUGAUGCUGAGUGCACUAUGAUUGAAAAGACAGUUUUAGCAUUGGCAGCUUAUCAUCCUUUUUUAACGUCUCUUCAUUCAUGUUUUCAAACACCGGAACGAUUAUUUUUUGUAAUGGAAUACGUUAAUGGUGGAGAUCUCAUGUUUCAAAUACAGAAAUCAAGAAAAUUUGACGAGCCCCGUGCGAGGUUUUAUGCUGCAGAAUGUGUUUCAGCCCUACAAUAUUUACACGAGAAGGGAAUCAUCUAUCGAGAUCUUAAACUAGACAACGUGUUACUAGACAGAGAUGGGCACAUAAAGUUAGCAGACUUCGGGAUGUGUAAGCUGGAAAUGUCUUUGAAUACAACAACCAGCACAUUCUGUGGCACACCGGACUAUAUUGCACCUGAGAUCCUGCAAGAAGUGCCAUAUUCUUUUUCUGUUGAUUGGUGGGCUCUGGAGGUUAUGUAUGAAAUGAUGGCAGGUCAGCCCCCAUUUGAAGCUGACAACGAGGAUGAAUUGUUUUACUGCAUACUUCAUGAGGAGGUCUUGUUUCCCGUAUGGCUUUCUAGAGAGGCCAUUCUUGUUCUCAAAGGGUUAUGA